Messenger RNA from Pogona vitticeps (central bearded dragon), 960 nucleotides. The record is from RefSeq and is a predicted model, not a curated record. Lineage: Eukaryota; Metazoa; Chordata; Lepidosauria; Squamata; Agamidae.
AUGGACACAAGCAAUUACACACUGGUAUCCGAAUUCUUCCUUCUUGGACUAACAGAACAGCUGAAGCUUCAAAUUCCCUUAUUUGUGGUAUUUCUACUGAUCUAUCUCCUAACACUGGCUGGGAAUAUGGGGAUGAUUGCAUUGAUUAGGAUCAGUCCCCAACUCAACACUCCUAUGUACUUCUUUCUUAGCAAUCUCUCUGUAGUUGAUCUCUGCUACUCUUCCAUCUUUGCCCCAAGGCUGUUGAUGAACUUAGCACAGUUUAAAACCAUUUCUUACAGUGGGUGCAUCACCCAGCAUUGCUUUUUUGUAGUGUUUGUGACCACUGAAGGUUUCCUUCUAGCUGCAAUGGCAUAUGACCGUUACAUGGCCAUUUGUAAUCCACUGCUCUACACCGCUAUUAUGCCCAAGAGGGUCUGCAGCUACCUAGUAGCAGGGUCAUACCUAGGAGGAAUAGUGAAUUCAUUCGUACACACAUUUGGAUUGCUCAAACUCUCAUUCUGUGUCCCUGGUAUAAUCAACCACUUUUUUUGUGAUACUCCAGCCAUGUUGAAAGUUGCGUGCUCUGACAUCUACAUGAAUGAACUUUUGCUAAUCGCUUUCUCAGGAGUAAUCGCUCUUUCUACAUUCCUGGUCAUCAUCAUUUCCUACCUGUGCAUCCUCUCCUCUAUCAUACAGAUUCGCUGUUCUGAGGGCAGGUACAAGGCUUUCUCCACCUGUGCCUCCCACCUAACAGCUGUAACCUUGUUCUAUGGACCAGUAAGCUUAAGUCACCUGCAGCCCAGUUCCAUGUACUCUCAGGAGCAAGAGAAGGUCUCAGCUGUGUUCUACACCCUGGUGGUCCCCAUGCUGAACCCAUUAAUCUACAGCCUGAGGAACAAAGAGGUAAAAGACUCAUUGAAGAGAAUGAUCAAAAUCAGGAUAGUACUCAUGCCAGCUAUUGAGACCAAGGUAAAAUGA